Messenger RNA from Thalassophryne amazonica, 2790 nucleotides. RefSeq names its product integrin, beta 2 (gene itgb2). NCBI's taxonomy places the organism in Eukaryota, Metazoa, Chordata, Actinopteri, Batrachoidiformes, Batrachoididae. Gene Ontology annotation, biological process: integrin-mediated signaling pathway; cell adhesion mediated by integrin; cell-matrix adhesion. The record is from RefSeq and is a predicted model, not a curated record. Gene Ontology annotation, molecular function: integrin binding; amyloid-beta binding. Gene Ontology annotation, cellular component: focal adhesion; cell surface; integrin complex. Bases 71 to 2407 code for a protein of 778 amino acids. The transcript has 16 exons.
CUUUCCUGUCAGUGUCGAGCACAACUACUACCCUGUGAAAAGGGCCACAUCCAACUUUCACACUGCUGAAAUGGAUCGAUGUUUGCUGUAUUUCGUGCUCAUGCUCAUGUAUAGAAAUGGAUUUUCUCAAGAACAAGAAAUCUGCUCUAAGACAGUGAUAAACUCCUGUGAUGACUGCAUCAGAUCCGGACCAUACUGUGUGUGGUGCAAACAGCUGAAUUUCACCAAAGCUGGUGAACAGGAGGCAUCACGCUGUGACACCAAGGCUCAGUUGAAAGCAAGAGGCUGCAAAGAUGAAGAUAUCAUAUCCCCAACAAACAAGCUCAGGAUCAUCAAGGCAACGCCUCUGUCCACAUCAUUCAACCAGCAGGAGCCGGUGCAGCUGAACCCGCAGGAGAUUAAACUCAGACUGAGACCCGGGCUGCCGACCACAUUCACUCUGUCUUUUAAAAGAGUUCAGGGCUAUCCAGUCGACCUCUACUAUUUAAUGGAUCUGUCGUACUCCAUGAAAGAUGACUUGAUGAAAGUUAGAGGACUGGGAAAGGAUCUUUUUGCGACGCUGAAGCGCAUCACUGAGCAUGCCCAAAUUGGAUUUGGGUCCUUUGUUGAUAAGACUGUCCUUCCAUUCACAAACACCAACAAGGAGAAGCUGCAGAAGCCAUGUGACCAGAAUGACCAGCAGUGUCAGCCUGCCUUUGGCUAUCGGCAUGUUCUUAGUAUGACUGACAAGGAGGAUCGUUUCAGACAAAAUGUGGAAAAGCAAUUAAUUUCUGGGAACCUGGACUCUCCAGAAGGGAGUCUUGAUGCCAUGAUGCAGGCUGCUGUAUGUGGGAAUAAAAUAGGCUGGAGGAACAGCAGCACCCGGCUGAUUGUGCUCACUACUGAUGCUGGAUUUCACAUGGCUGGAGAUGGAAAACUGGCAGGAAUACUGGAGCCCAAUGAUGAACAAUGCCACAUGGAGAACAAUGUCUAUGCAAAGAGCAAUCAGAUGGACUACCCCUCUGUUGGACAACUUGCAUCUCAGCUGGAGAAGAACAAUAUUCAGCUUAUCUUUGCAGUGACAGAAAAUGUGCAAAGCACGUAUCAGAAACUUAGUAAAAUGAUUCCAAAAUCUGAAGUUGGCGUUCUAUCAUCAGAUUCUACAAAUGUUGUUAGGCUGAUUGACGAUGCCUACAAAAAACUGUCCUCCAAAGUAACUGUGACCCACGACAGUCUUCCUGACAACAUAAGAGUUGUUUACUCUCCGAUCUGCGAGCAUGCAGAAGAAGCAGGGCCCACGAAGGGGAUCUGUGACAAAGUACGCGUUGGACAGGAGAUUUCUUUCAACAUCACAGUGACGGCAGAUGUGUGUAUGGAGGAAAAAUCCUUCAUUAUCAGACCUCGUGGCAUUAAAGACACCCUGAAGGUGACCUUAUCAACAAACUGCGAGUGUGAGUGUGACAACCCAGAUACCCACAACCACCCACACUGUGAAUCCAGGGGAAGAGUCAGCUGUGGCAUCUGCAGCUGCAGCGACGGCUUCGUGGGUCAGUUUUGUCAGUGUGCUGUUGGUGAUAAGGACGAGGGCUCCCUGAGGGCGUUGUGUCAGAGGGAGAAUGGCACUGAGUGUGAGGGUCGUGGAGACUGUGUCUGCGGCCGCUGCCAGUGCUACACCACAGAAAGUGGAACCAGUUACCACGGCGACUUCUGUGAGUGUGAUGAUGAGCACUGUGAGAAGUUCCAGAAUCUGCUAUGCGGAGGAAAAGGGAAGUGCAACUGUGGCACGUGUGAAUGUUACUCAGGAUAUGAGGGCUCGGCCUGUCAGUGUGUCAAGUCUGAUGAGUCGUGUCGGACUGAAGACAAAACUGUCUGCAACGGCAGAGGAACCUGCAAAUGCAAUCGCUGUGAAUGUAAUGAGGGAUACCAGCGUCCGCUAUGCCAGACGUGCCUCGGCUGCCCCGACCCCUGCCAGACCAAACUAAGCUGCAUUGAAUGCCUUGGCUUUCAGAAGGGCCCCUUCAGUAAAAACUGCAGUGCAGCUUGCACAGGAAUCAAUUUUGACCAACUUGUGGACACCUUCACCAUAUCAACAAUCCAGUGCCAUCAGAAGGACUCAGAGGGUUGUUGGAUCAGAUUUAGGCUUGAGCAGUUAGUCGGAGAAAAUAAUUAUGAGGCUGAAAUUCUGAGAGAGAGAGACUGUCCUAAACCACCGAGUGUUGCAACCAUUAUUGGAGGCUCCCUCGCUGGUGUGGCUCUAAUCGGCAUCCUGUUGCUGAUGCUCAUCAAAUUGAUCAUCUACAUAAAGGACCUGAAAGAGUACAGGAAGUUUGAAACUGAACAGAAGAGAUCCAAGUGGGCAGAUGCUAUCAACCCAAUGUUCCAGAGUGCCACCACCAAUGUGAAGAACCCCUUAUUCACUGGAGAAUGAGCUUGAAUGCUGCAGCAGCAGGAGUUCAGUACCCUUUGGCUGCAGGACACAUGAUCCCUGUGGUCUGCUGAGCGCCUUUUUGCAGACACAUUGCUUUCAAUUGCUUUUUUUUUUUUUUUUUGUCAAACUGCAGUAAUUUUAAUUUACACUGGACAAGCAGAAAAUGGUCACUGAAUAAUUAAGGCGAGCAUUUAAUAAUUUGUUAUUUAGAAUAUAUUUGUAUUAAUCUGAUCAGUCAUGAUUCAGGUAUCUGACUUCAGAAACAAUUCCAAAAUUUAAAUGAAAGAAUGAAUGAAAUGCUACGCCCUGCGUUCUCUACACAUAACAAUAUGAAUAUACAAGCACACAUCUCUCUGUAAUGGUAUUUUUGACAGUAUGACGUC